AUGGAUGGCAUGAAGGAAGAAGAGCUCUGCUAUCCUGAGCUCCUGAACUCCUCUUGCAGAGGUGUCCUCAGGCCUCCCUCUGAGGCUGUUCUCCUCUACUUCCUGCUCUCCUCCAUCAGUGUGCUCACUGUGUCACUCAACCUGCUGGUCAUCAUUUCCCUCUCACAUUUCAAACAGCUCCACACCCCCACCAACCUGCUCCUUCUCUCCCUGGCCAUUGCGGACUUCCUCGUCGGCUUGUUGGUGAUGCCGAUUGAAACAAUCCGUUUCAUAGAGACAUGCUGGUUGCUCGGUAACAUAAUGUGUGCACUAUCUUACAUUAUCGGCUUCACUCUAACCUCAGCUUCAGUAGGAAACAUGGUGCUCAUAUCAAUCGAUCGCUAUGUUGCUAUUUGCUUCCCUCUGCAGUACCCCACCAAAAUCACACACGGCAGAGUUGGACUGUCCGUAUGUGUGUGCUGGGCGUGUUCCCUCCUUUACAACAGCCUUAUCUUAAAGGAUCACCUCAGACAGCCUGACAAACAUAACUCGUGCUAUGGGGAGUGUCUGGUGGUUAUCAAUUACGUGUCAGGUGCUGCUGACCUUUUGUUCACGUUCAUCGGUCCCUGUACAGUUAUCAUUGUUCUCUAUGUUCGGGUUUUUGUCGUGGCCGUCUCUCAGGCACGUGCCAUGCACUCUCAUGUUGCAGUUGUCACAACUGGCCCGGUAAUUGUAAGUGCAAAGAAAUCUGAGAAGAAAGCAGCCAGGACUCUGGGUAUUGUCAUAGUUGUGUUUUUAAUGUGCUUCUGCCCAUAUUACUAUCCCUCUCUAGCAGGCCAGGACACCUCAAACAGUGGCUUUUCUUGGUCCAUUGUAUCCUGGAUCUUGUAUUUUAAUUCUUGCUUGAACCCACUGAUAUAUGCUUUCUUCUACCCGUGGUUUAGAAAAGCUAUUAAGUUCAUUGUCACCCUUAAGAUACUAAAGCGUGACUCCUAUCAGGCCAAUAUACUUUAA
This is a messenger RNA of Thalassophryne amazonica, 993 nucleotides long. Its product is annotated as trace amine-associated receptor 13c-like. Gene Ontology annotation, biological process: G protein-coupled receptor signaling pathway. The record is from RefSeq and is a predicted model, not a curated record. NCBI's taxonomy places the organism in Eukaryota, Metazoa, Chordata, Actinopteri, Batrachoidiformes, Batrachoididae. Gene Ontology annotation, cellular component: membrane. Bases 1 to 993 code for a protein of 330 amino acids. The transcript has a single exon. Gene Ontology annotation, molecular function: trace-amine receptor activity.